GAAGUUGUAUCCACGGACAUCCGUGUCAACGUAAAAUGGACUCCUCGAGUUAGUUGUAUUUUGACGAAAAUACUAGGGGUUUGGGGGCGCUCUUUUUGUGUUGAAUUUAGCUGAAAGGCACCCUUUACCUAUCAUGUGGGACCACGAAAUCAGAGCCAUGGCGUCCUCGCACGCCAUCAUCGCCUCCUCGGUGUUGAUGGCCACCGUCCUGCCCGCUGUGGCCGUGCAGGACUUCUCGGUGUACGGCACACACCUGCUGUGGCUGUACCUGGUUGCUGGAACUGUGUCUUUGGUCAACAUCGCCGUCUUCUGGCUGCUGGGCAUCGGACCGCCCACCAAAAAGCACACACUCGGCUCUAAGCUCUCUAGAAUGGUUCGCUCUUGUCUCUACCUCCUCCUGUCAUGUCUGUUCUUCCACAGCGUGGUGGUUUUAUAUGGAGCACCGUUGAUUGAGUCCGCCCUGGAGACAUUCUCUCUUGCUGUGCUGUUGACCUCCCUGACUACAUUAAGAUGUCUCUGUGUUCUCGGCCCCAAUGUCCAGGCUUGGAUACGAGUGUUCAGUCGACAUGGGGCUAUGUCUGUUUGGGACACCUCCCUACAGAUUACGGUAGUGUGCACAGUGGUGGGAGCCUGGGUGGGUGCCUUACCCAUACCGCUCGACUGGGACAGGCCUUGGCAGGUGUGGCCCAUUUCCUGUAGCCUUGGCUCUGUAAUCGGCUUCCUGACUGGGCUUGUCGCCGCCCCCACGUGGAUCCAUUAUCAUCGAAAACAACUCACCUACAAGUGCAAAUAAUGGACAGGAGUGUGUCGGCGUCUGAUUGGGAGUGUGUUGCAUUAAAGUCAUCUCAAGGCUAUGUUUUGUAUUCCUACUGUAUUCCUUUGGCUUUCUACUGAUUAUUUAUUGGGAGUAUCAAGCCCCUUAGUCUGGCAAUGGGAACAAAAACAAUUUUUAACUACAAUAGAUGUAAAGCGAUAUUAUUUUGUAUGCAUGAAGGUGAGUGAUGUUCCUCAAGAUUUCUGAUACAAAAUAAAGUG
Molecule: messenger RNA, 1035 nt
Organism: Lampris incognitus (smalleye Pacific opah)
Lineage: Eukaryota; Metazoa; Chordata; Actinopteri; Lampriformes; Lampridae
Gene: pigf
Product: phosphatidylinositol glycan anchor biosynthesis, class F
Exons: 5
Coding region: 134-793 (219 amino acids)
Biological process (GO): GPI anchor biosynthetic process
Cellular component (GO): endoplasmic reticulum membrane
Source: RefSeq, a predicted model, not a curated record